AUGGACGGUUCUACUCCUCGUUCCCACCCCCUUUCGCCUAAUGCAAAUCCUGGACUGGCACACUCAAUUUCUCCAUCAGGCCCGAGGAUCCAAAGCCAGUACGCUGUCACGUAUUCUGACCGUAGCAAGUAUGGCAUCCCAGGGUUAAUUUUGUUGGCGAGCAACCAUUCAAUCUCGCAGACGCCAUCACAUCUUCGCAAGCGAGUCCUUGCUAUUGGCUCUACAAUCAAUGGAAAACCCCAGAACGAUUCAUAUUGGAUUAAUCUUUUUGAAAAGCACCUUCAUGGUCAUAUUUUGUGCUUUUUGGAGAGAAAUAUUCCUGUUGUGCGCGUGUAUCUCAACUCCGUACGGAUUGGAUACGAGCAAGCCUUUCGAAUUGUUGUUCAAAUAUCGCUGGUGCUCGAUGUAAGACCCCAUCGCCAGAAAUAAACCGAUGUACCAACUAAUUGAAAUAGCCGAAGCUGCCCAUAUCCUUUUCCCAGUAUGAAGAAUGUGCCCUGCUGCUUGCUUCGUAUACAGACGGCGAGUUGUCAACCAAUUGGAAUGGUGAGAAGUUAGUUUGUCCAAUUUCAAGCGAGAAAGUCUAUGAAGUUAGCUAACAAAUAACAGGAUCCACGUCGAGAUAUCUGGAAGACCGUAUCCGGAGCCAGAAAUCGACACAAAUCCGUCUCCGAAUGAUUCUUCAGGCUAUAAUCCGGAAUUCUAUAAAUACCAGGCACCACUACCCUAUACAUCAAUAGAGGUGACCGGUGGUACAGAGGGGACCUUGGGCUGCUACAUAAAACAUAUUGAGAAUGGGAGAAUUAGGAUUUUCGCCCUCACAUGCAGCCAUAUUGUGGACCGCGAUACCAUAUUUCCAUACAGAUACUACCCCAGUAUCAAUAUUCUCGGGGUGCAGAGCCCAUCCGUGUCUGAAGUAUCUGAUACUCAGAGCGAAGUAUCGCGGAUUUUGGGCCCUCCCUAUGACGAGUCUUUCUUGGAUGAUUACCAGGAGACGUUCAAUCCGUUUUUUGGGCACAUUUUCGCGACCCCUGGUCUUCAAGGCCAUGAUUGGAGAUUGGCAGGUUCGGAGGGAGCGAGCGAUUGGGCUUUGAUUGAGGUUUCGGAGAGUGUUUCUGCUGCAUUUGGGAAUAGGGUAAGUCUUCUCUCUCUUUUCAUUUUCAUAUUUCUAUCCAACAUUGUCAUUCAUAAAUAUGCAUUAGAGUCGCUUUUUCUAUGUUAUUGUUUCUUUUUGUCUUUUUCGUAAUACCGUUUUAUAUUCUGUUUUGUAUAUUUCUACAUUUUGAGUUCUAUAUUUUCAUUUACUAGUACCUUCUUGCCUAUAUUUUCAUUUUCAUGUUCCACUUAAGCGAAAUUCAGCGAGACUUUUUACAUAUCCGGAAAGAGACCAUUGGACUGUAUUAUCUUAGUGUAUUCGAGAUAACGAUAUUUUUCGGUUAA
Molecule: messenger RNA, 1440 nt
Organism: Hymenoscyphus albidus
Lineage: Eukaryota; Fungi; Ascomycota; Leotiomycetes; Helotiales; Helotiaceae
Source: the annotation of a GenBank genome assembly